Drosophila obscura is the source of this 2976-nucleotide messenger RNA. It is a transcript of the gene PAN3, whose product is annotated as PAN2-PAN3 deadenylation complex subunit PAN3. Lineage: Eukaryota; Metazoa; Arthropoda; Insecta; Diptera; Drosophilidae. The transcript has 13 exons. The record is from RefSeq and is a predicted model, not a curated record. Gene Ontology annotation, biological process: mRNA processing; nuclear-transcribed mRNA poly(A) tail shortening. Gene Ontology annotation, cellular component: PAN complex; P-body. Gene Ontology annotation, molecular function: poly(A) binding. Bases 298 to 2721 code for a protein of 807 amino acids.
GUAAAAGCAAAAAAAAAAAAAACAAAAAACGUUCAAUUAGUGCAUAAAAAAAAAAUAAUAUAAAAAACAAAAUCAAAGCGAGCGGUGGAAUAAAAGGAGAGGAGGAAGCAGAAAAAGGACCAAAACAGCGUGAGAAAAUAAGAGAAAGAAGCAGCAGAAGGACCAAUAACAACCGAUGGGAAGAAGCAGCAGCAGCAGCAGAAGGACCAAAUAAAAAAAACAAAAACGAAGAAUUGCUUCUGUGGACGCAGGUGUGACGGCUCAGAGGAGAACGCAACCAAAGCGUGAGAGAGAAACAUGUCAACGUUCUUAAACAAUUUCUUCCCGGCAGAUACGGCUGCUAUGGAUCCAAUUUUCUACUCGCCCACGAAUGGUAUUCCGUCAGAGAGUAAACUCGCCACUUAUAUGAAUCGACAGAAUGUUGCCACACCGAGCGGCGGUGGCUUUGGGCUGAAUAGCGGAUUCUCGCUACUCAAUCUGGAUGCGCCCCUGGCAGCAGCAGUGAACAAAAAGUCCCAGGUCACGCCGCAAUCGCCAGAAUUCAUUCCAACGCGCAUCAAUUCGUCCCCCAAUUUCUACGCACCAUAUCCGAACACGCCCAUGCAACUGAGUAACGGGCUCAAUGGCGUCAAUGGGUUAACUGCCGCCGCCGCCGCAGCAGCAGCAGCAGCAGCAGCAGGUGCAGCCGUAGCACCCGCAUCCACAGCGGCAGCAGCGGCCGCCGUAUCCGUGACCAUCACCAAGACGGCGAACGGAAGCAGCUCGAUGCUCUCCCUGCAGAAGUCCGCCUCCUCCAUUGUCAGCAUUGCACAACAGCAACAGCACCAGCAGCAGCAGCAGCAGCAGCAGCAACAACAACAACAGAAACAGCAACAGCAGUCUCCGCUGGUGCAUGCCAACUCGGGGUCUGCCCCAUCGGCACCCAUAGCAAUAAGCGGCGCACCACCGAAUCCUGGCGCCGCCCCCUUUGUGAGCAACAUGUCCGCGCAAACACCACUCAAGGGUCGGGGGCCAAUGCUCCGGCAGGAGUCGCCCACGGCAGCAAUGCUAUCGGGCGGACCGGGCGAGAAGUCACCACCUCACGGCAUGACACCGCACGGCGCCUCGCCCAUACCCACGACGCUGCCCACGAGCGUACAUCAGGAGAAUGUCGGCGGCACCAUCUACUUUUAUCCGACUGCCAAUGCGCAGAACAACCAGCCAGUUGUUAAUUCCGUGGUGGUGGAUGCCACGCAUCCGGCUCAUCCGGCACAUCAUGGGGUCAGCUCUGGGCCCGCGAUGAGCAGUGUGGGUGGCGUGUCCUCGACGCUCCUGUACACGGGUCAUGUCUAUCCGGGUCCGGCCUCGAAUGUGAUCACCAUGCAGCCGAAGACGCAGCUGGAGUCCGCCUUCUUCAUACCCGACGAAAUGCGGUCCGACAUUCUUGCCCGCAACGAGAUCUCCAACCUGAUCAUGGACGCCGUGGAGGCUGCUCAGCAUGCCCUACCACACGAAGUGGACAACUACCAUGCCCUCUAUCCGCUGGAGCCGCCGGCCCAGCCGCUGCACGCCAAGCUCACGCUACCCGCCAGCACGUACCGGGCCACGCACAACACGACCGGCUAUAAGUACUGCCUGCGCAGGCUGCACGGGUUCCGCUUGCAGUCAACCAAAUGCAUGACGCUGGUGGAGAUGUGGAAGAAACUGCAGCACACGAAUGUGGUGCAACUGCGCGAGGUGUUCACGACGAAAGCAUUUGGUGAUAACUCCUUAGUAUUAGUGUACGACUACUAUCCCAGCUCACAGACAUUGCUGGCCAAAUACUUUACGCCCGCGCCGGAGACCAACGGUUACACUGAUCCAUUCCAAGGCGAAGCUCGCCCAUUCAGUCAUAAGAGUAACAUGCAGCGGACCAGCAACGGACCAUUGCUGCCGGAGGCCACCAUCUGGUCGAUUAUCAUGCAGCUAACCGCCGGCCUGAGGGCCAUACACCAGGCGGGGCUUGCCUGCAAGGUACUGGAUCCCACGAAGAUCAUUGUGACGGGCAAACGAGUGCGCUUCAGCUCCUGUUGCAUAUCGGACAUUACGCAGUUCGAUCCAAACGCGGCCAAUCCCCUGGCUCUCGUUAACAUGCAUCAGCAGGACGAUCUGACCGCGUUGGGUCGUUUGGUAUUGGCGCUGGCCUGUCGCUGCCUUCAGUCUGUGCAGCGGGACAAUGUCCAGUCGAGCAUUGACAUGGUAACGCGCAACUACUCCACCGAUCUUCGUAACUUCAUUGUUUACCUCUUCACCACGAACCGCCGAUCUGUAACCGAUCUGAUGCCGAUGAUUGGUGCCCGUUUCUAUACUCAACUGGAUGCGCUGCAGAGCCAAAUCGAUAUGCAGGAGGAUGAGCUGGCCAAGGAGAUGGAGAACGGGCGCCUCUACCGAAUAUUGGUGAAACUAAACAGCAUCAACGAACGGCCCGAUUUUAAUUUGGACUGCACCUGGUCGGAGACUGGCGAUAGAUACAUGUUGAAAUUAUUCCGUGAUUAUUUGUUUCAUUCCGUCACCGAGGAUGGCCGGCCCUGGAUGGAUCACGCACACAUUGUACAAUCCCUCAAUAAGCUGGAUGCCGGCUCCAUCGAGCGCGUGCAACUGAUGUCGCGCGACGAGCAGUCUGUCCUAAUUGUUUCCUACGCUGAACUCAAGAAUUGUCUGGAGAACGCCUUCUCCGAACUGAUGUCUAGUGCGGCCAAUUGAUGAGCCUCAACACCUCAAAAUGAAACUGAAAACACGCGCAGCUCUCCCUAGCCACCCCAGACCCAAUACCCGAAAUGAUCCUCCCCCCCAAUACGACUACGAUUAAAAGAAUUAAACAUAAGCGAAACAUUAAUUAUGACUAAGACAUUUUGGCGCAAGCCGAUCAAAACAGAACCCCCCCCCUCCACCAAAACGAUAAGAACCCUAAACAUCCAUUCAAAUACGAAAGUUUAUAUUGAUAAGCCAAAACGGAAA